Molecule: messenger RNA, 1662 nt
Organism: Entrophospora sp. SA101
Lineage: Eukaryota; Fungi; Glomeromycota; Glomeromycetes; Entrophosporales; Entrophosporaceae
Source: the annotation of a GenBank genome assembly
AUGGUCAUUACAACUGAAGACACAAUAAAAACUAAUUUACAGGUCGAUGCACCUGCAGAAUUUCUCGGGUUUAACAAAAAUGACGAGUCAGCAAUAAUACAAACACCAAAAUCUACUAUUGAUGAACUUAGUGAGUUACUUUCAAAUAACUUGAUCUCAACAAACAAAACAACUUUUCGAGCAAAAAAUUAUAAAGCCUCACCUUUACUAACUAGAAGUAAGAAAGAGACUCAAGAAGAAAGACGUAAACAAGCUUUAGAAGAACAGAAAAGACGAAAAUGUGAUUUUUUCACACAUGCUAGGAAUCUUGCUUUUGCUGAUUUACUUACUAAACCUAUUAAACGUAGAUUUGAAGUAGAACAAGACGAUGAUGAAAAUAAUGAUAAAAUUUCAAUCAAGAAAGCGAGGCAUAAAGGUAAAUUUAAAAAAGGAUCAUUUCGAAAAUUCAAAAAAAAAAAUCCAUACAGUAAUCAAGUAAUGCAUGCGGAAUGGAUGUAUGAAUUACCAAAUGAUUUAGAGGAGAAUUGGUAUGUAGUGUUAUGUCCAGUUGGAAAUACUAUGAGUCGAUUAAGAAACGAAGAAAUAACAAAUUCAAGUAAUAUUAUUGAUAAUGACGACGAUGAUAGUGAAAAUGGUGAAUUUAAUUCUGGUAAAAGAUUGCUCAAUUCUGGUGAAUUUGGAUGUGCAAAAAUAGGUCCUUCGCACGAAAAGACAUUGAAUGGAAUUAAACUAUUUUCAAAAAAUAUUUGUAGUCAAUUAUUGUUACGUGAAUUGGUUCCAAGAGAAAUUUCUAACCUACCAUUUAGAAAAAAAUUCAUUCCAAACACUAAUGGAAAAGUGAUUCUUCGAUAUGCUGAACCUGCAUAUUCUGGACAAUAUUCUCAAGAUGGCUCAUUAUUCUACUCUUGUAGUAAAGAUUUUCGUGUUCGCAUAUAUGAUACAAAUGAUCCACAGGAUCCUAAAGAAAUUAAAGUUAUCAGCGGGGAGGAAUUUGGAAGAUGGACGAUAACGGAUGCUAAUCUAAGUAAUGAUAAUAAAUGGAUAGCAUACAGUAGUAUAACACCAUCUGUAUGUCUAGCAAAGACUGAUGUUGAAGAAGAUUACCAAACAAUUUUAGAUUUUGACAAUGGUGAAUUAUAUGCGGCAAGUAAUGAUAUAGUAAAAUUGGUGAAUGAUAACAUCUAUGAUAUUGAAAGAAAAGAAGUAAUUCUUGAAAUUGAUGGCCAUAAGGAUCAUGUUAAUGCAGUGUGCUUUGCUGAUGAUUCAUCGCAUGUUCUUUUCAGUGGCAGCGAUGACUCUUUAAUUAAAGUUUGGGAUCGACGGUCAAUGCAUAAUGAAAAAGAAUGUGGUGUAUUAGUUGGUCAUACUGAGGGUUUGACAUAUGUAUCAUCGAAGGGUGAUGGUAGAUAUUGUUUAUCAAACGGCAAAGAUCAAAAAAUGAAAUUAUGGGACAUAAGAAAAAUGAUGUCGGGUGACCAAUAUAAAAGACUACCUCCAGUAAAUCUUCGACGUAGAAAAUGGGAUUAUAGGCAUAUGAGAUAUCCGGGAGAUAUAUAUUUUGAACAUCCACAAAAUGUAUCUGUUAUGACUUAUCGAGGCCAUAGUGUACUAAGGACAUUGAUUCGUUGUCAUUUCUCACCUGCUAGCACUGGUCACAGGUAA